AUGAAGCUGCUCAGCCUGCCUGCUGUGUCAACCCUUCAGCAGAUCACGAAACCCGCAACGUAUGAAUACACAGCUCUGCCUUUGGACACGAGCAAUCCGAAACUGCGCAUUGUCUCGCUCCUGCCCGGUCGCCAACAUGAGAAGGUCAAGUGUUCGCUGCAAAUCGCCUCCUUGGAGAAUGCUCAUUUACAGUAUACCGCCGUAUCAUACACAUGGGGCAGUACUGAAAAGACGCAAACGGUCGCGUGCGAUGGCAAGCAACUGCCCGUCACCAAUAACUUAUACGCUGCGCUGCGCAAUCUGCGAAUGAAAUAUGCGCCGGUCACCAUAUGGAUCGACCAGCUGUCCAUCAAUCAAAGUGACAGUGCCGAGUGUGAAAAUCAAGUUGGUAUAAUGGGGAAGAUAUACAAGAACGCCCAGGGAGUAGUCAUAUGGCUCGGUGAAACUCAACACAAUAGCACCCAAGCAAUUGCGCUAUGUAAGCAAAUGACCAAGGUCAUUGAUGCGCAUGACCGAGACAUAUCCAGAGACAUCAUCGGUGGGCCUGAGCAAUUCGGCUUGCCAAAAUGGGCAGAUAAUGUCUGGUACAGUCUUGGACUUUUGCUUAGGCGGCCGUGGUUCCAACGGACUUGGACCAUCCAGGAAGUGGUCAUGGCACGCAAUGCCGCUGUCCAGUGUGGAAGAGACAAUAUACCAUGGACCUCGCUCAGCAGAGUCGCUUCUUUUUUGGACUUUGAAACUGGAAGACCUUCUGGCGUCGCGAACCCGACAAGCACAAGUCUGACUCACCGCGUGCGACUUAUAGACCAACUCAGGGAGGCCCCGAUGGAUCUGAUUGAUUUGCUUCUUGAGACCAGAGACUACCAGGCUACCGACGCCAGAGACAAGGUAUACGCGCUUCUGGACCUUGCAUUAUCCGAUGUUGCGCCCGACUAUACUACAAAGACCGCUGAAAUACUGUACAUUCAGAUUGCAGUUGCAUAUCUUGCGAGCAUACUAGUCGAGCCAUGCUCAGAAGAGCUGAGAAGCCGCAAAGUGAUGAGUCUGAUCAGCCAUGCCGGAUCUGCGAACCAGCAGCUUCGUUUGCCUUCGUGGGUCCCAGAUUGGAGCAGAAGCCUUCAGAGCCGGCCAUUUGUACUCCGUCCUUCGUUUUCAAUCGAUCCUAUACCAGGGUACAAAGCUGGCGGACCUGUACUUUCUCAAUUCGAUAUGUUGAGUCAUCAUCGCUUGCGUCUCAGUGCCAUCUUCUGUGGCUCAGUACGUAUAGUCGGUAGCAAAUGGCUUGCCAAGGGAGAUAUGCUGAGCCGGAAACAACUCCGCGAGGACGCAGGCGAAUGGCUUGCUGAGGCCAUGUCAAUCAAUUACAUGGCCGGGCAGACGUAUCUGACAGGGGGCCCAGAGAACGAGAUUUUCAAGAAAACAGUAUUAGCAGGCAGGAACCGAUAUGGCGACCUGGCCUCACCAGACGAUAUCCAGACAAUGUACAAUGGCUGGCGGACACUAGAACAGAGGACUUUCACAAUCGAGUACGUGAAAGAACGUAUCCAUGGUGAUCAGUGGCUUUACUUCCAUGCAACCAUGGCGGCCCAGGGACGGGUCUUCAUGCUAUCAUCACACGGUCAUACCGGCCUUGUGCCGCAUGGAACCAGAUGUGGUGACAGGAUCGCUGUGCUUCUGGGCGCGGGAGCGCCAGUAGUGUUACGGCCUGUUGGGUAUGACAUGGACGGACAUCUGUAUUCGCUUCUUGGUGGUAGGUGUACCUCACACUAUCGUUCUCAGAUCGUUCAAAGCUAA
Molecule: messenger RNA, 1794 nt
Organism: Cladophialophora yegresii CBS 114405
Lineage: Eukaryota; Fungi; Ascomycota; Eurotiomycetes; Chaetothyriales; Herpotrichiellaceae
Exons: 1
Coding region: 1-1794 (597 amino acids)
Source: RefSeq, a predicted model, not a curated record